UGCAAAGAGUGAAGUAGUUACAGGUUCCGUGGGGCUGGAUUUCUCACAUAGUGUUUUGGGGCUUGCCUUGCACUUGGUAGGUGUCCAUGUUUGCUGGCGCUACAGUGGUUACGGCUAAUAACCGGGGGCGCGGUGGGUACUUCCAUGAUCCUGGAAUGCACCAGUUCUCAGUCAGCGAGUAGAGUGAUUCUCGAGGCUGGGAAUAACAUUAAAUACAGUAUAAUACACAAGCCAUCGAAGCCGUUCCUUGGAAGUAUUGAUCCAUCAGUCCAUGGUCAUGAAGCUAGUAGUCCCUGUCCUCUUUCUGGCCCUCACCUCCUUCUCACUGGCUCUGGAGAAUGGGCUCAUGAAAACGCCCCCAAUGGGAUGGCUUUCAUGGGAGCGAUUUCGUUGUAAUAUUGAUUGCAAGAGGGAUCCCCAUAACUGCAUCAGUGAGAAGCUCUUCAAGGACAUGGCAGACUGCCUGGCAACAGACGGCUGGAGGGAGUUGGGCUAUGUGUACGUGAAUAUAGACGACUGCUGGAUGGCAAAGGAGCGAGAUGCAACAGGACAGCUGGCUGCCGAUCCUGAGAGGUUCCCUAGCGGGAUCAAAGCCUUGGCAGAUUAUGUGCACGCACGGGGCUUGAAACUCGGCAUUUAUGGUGACCUAGGCACCCACACCUGUGCAGGAUAUCCUGGCACCACCUUGGACCGGAUUGAAAAAGAUGCUUCAACGUUUGCCCAGUGGGGAGUGGACAUGCUGAAGCUAGAUGGCUGCUCCUCAUCGGCAGAUGAACAGGCCCAAGGUUAUCCUAGAAUGUCCAAGGCUCUGAAUGCAACAGGCCGUCCCAUUGCCUAUUCCUGUAGCUGGCCAGCCUAUCAAGGGGGACUCCCACCUCAGGUGAACUACACUCUCCUGGCAAACAUGUGUAAUCUCUGGAGAAACUACGGUGACAUCCAAGACUCUUGGGACAGCGUCCUCUCCAUUGUGGAGUGGUUCUCAACCAAUCAGGAUGCCCUGCAGCCAGUGGCUGGCCCUAGCCAGUGGAAUGACCCAGACAUGCUCAUCAUUGGAAAUUUUGGGCUCAGCUAUGAACAGUCCCGAUCCCAGAUGGCCUUAUGGACUGUGAUGGCUGCUCCCCUUUUAAUGUCCAUGGACCUCCGUACUAUUUCUGAAAGUGCACAGGAGAUUCUGCAGAACAAGUUGAUGAUCAAAAUUAACCAAGAUCCCCUGGGAAUCCAAGGCCGCAGAAUCCUUAAGGAGAAAUCUCUCAUAGAGGUGUUCUUGCGGCCGCUUUCCCACUCAGCCAGUGCUCUGGUUUUCUUCAGCCGGAGGACGGACAUGCCAUAUUGGUACACCACGUCGCUUGCCCAGCUCAAUUUUACACAGAAUGCUGUGUAUGAGGCACAGGAUGUUUACACCAGUCAAAUUAUCAGUGGCUUGAAGACUGCUGACAACUUCACAGUGGUCAUCAAUCCCUCCGGAGUAGUCAUGUGGUAUCUCUACCCAACAAUGUUCUUGGACCCAUCGUUCAGCUUUGUAAAGCAGCAGUCUAGAGCCAAGAAAUUCAAUCCCUUUACCCUGUGAUAAUCAUGGUAUUUCUGAUGGUGCCUCAAAAUUGAAAAAACAGACUUGAUUGUGAUUUUAAAUGAUCCAUUGCAUAUCUACCUCCAAGGGCUAUUUGAAAGCUCAGUUCUAUGGCCUUAUUUUGUGGAUUCUCUUGGAAUAAAGGACCACUAAGGCCAUAGUCUUAUACGAGCCUAGGAGUAAGUCCCAUUGAACUCAGUAGGGGUUAAGUAGACAUGCAUCGGAUUGCACUGUUAAAUUUGCAUGGAAUUAUUGCUUGAAUGGUGGGCAGAUACUCCAUAACAGAAGUGUAAACUCAGAUCAUUUUAAACAAUAGAAGGAAAUUAGGAUAUACCCAUAGGACACAAAAAAGUAACUUGACCUGGAUUACCUGUAAUUGGCCUGAAAAUAUCUUUGCUGAUCUAAUAAACUUCAAAUUAACUCUC
Messenger RNA from Elgaria multicarinata webbii, 1992 nucleotides. It is a transcript of the gene NAGA, whose product is annotated as alpha-N-acetylgalactosaminidase. Lineage: Eukaryota; Metazoa; Chordata; Lepidosauria; Squamata; Anguidae. The transcript is spliced from 11 exons. Gene Ontology annotation, molecular function: alpha-galactosidase activity. Bases 272 to 1567 code for a protein of 431 amino acids. The record is from RefSeq and is a predicted model, not a curated record. Gene Ontology annotation, cellular component: cytoplasm. Gene Ontology annotation, biological process: glycoside catabolic process; oligosaccharide metabolic process.